Miscanthus lutarioriparius is the source of this 2229-nucleotide messenger RNA. NCBI's taxonomy places the organism in Eukaryota, Viridiplantae, Streptophyta, Magnoliopsida, Poales, Poaceae. The record is from the annotation of a GenBank genome assembly.
AUGGAGCACCGCGCGGCGCCGCCGGACGACGUGAUCGUCCAGGUGAACGCUGCCGCCGUUGCGGCCGUGGACGAAAGGAUCUCGACGGAUCAGAUCACCGAGGAGGACGUCGGCAUCGUCGACGACGGCAAGCAGAUCGGCGGCGGCGGCGGCCGCACACGCCGGAACUUCAGCCAGUCGUACAAGAUGAGGCACCGCAACCCUCUGGAGUUCACGGGGUGGCAGUUGGCGCUGCUGGGGUACCAGUCGCUGGGCGUGGUGUACGGCGACAUCGGGACGUCACCGCUGUACACGUUCUCGUCCUUCACCCUGCCGGACCCCGGCGCCGACGACGUCCUCGGCAUCCUCAGCCUCAUCCUCUGGACGCUCACCCUCGUCAGCCUCGUCAAGUACGUCUUCAUCGUGCUCCACGCAGAUGACCACGGAGAAGGUGGCACUUUUGCCCUGUACUCGCUCUUGCGCCAGCACGUCAAUUUCAGCGGCAAGUCGAUGCCAGUGCCGGUCACUCGGCUGGCAUCAGAUGCCAACCUCAAGUUCCACAGCAAAAAGAGGAGGCUGCAACCAAGGAUGCUCAAGUUCCUGGAAGGCAGCCCCAUUGCGCAGGCAGUCAUCACCUACCUUGUGCUGGUUGGAACUUGCAUGGUGAUGGGUGAUGGUGCCCUCACCCCAUCCAUCUCAGUCCUGUCAGCUGUUCAAGGAAUCCAAUCAAGAUCUUCUAGCAUUAAACAAGGACACGUUGUCCUCCUAUGUGUGAUUAUCCUGGUCAUCCUUUUCCUUUUCCAACAAUAUGGCACAAGUAAAGUUGGCUUCACUUUUUCUCCCAUUAUGCUCGUGUGGUUUGCGUUGAUUGCAUCCAUUGGACUAUACAAUAUUGUCAAGUAUUAUCCACCGGUUCUGAAAGCCAUAUCUCCACAUUACAUAUAUCUUUUCUUCGCGAGGAACAAAAGGGCUGGCUGGGAGCAAUUUGGAACAGUUGUUUUGUGCAUAACAGGUGCCGAAGCUAUGUUUGCUGACUUGGGUCAUUUCAACAAGAAAUCAAUCCAGAUGGCAUACUCAUGCCUAGUUUAUCCAGCACUGAUACUUGCAUAUGCUGGCCAGGCAGCAUUUUUGAUCAAGAACCCAUCUAAGCUCAGCACUACAUUUUAUAGUAGCGUCCCAGAGCCACUGUUUUGGCCAAUGUUUAUCGUAGCAACUUUGGCUGCCAUCGUUGCAAGCCAGGCAUUGAUAUCUGCCAGUUUCUCUAUCAUCAAGCAAUCAAUUGCUUUAGGUUGUUUUCCUAGAGUUACCAUGAAGCAUACCUCAAAAAAAUAUGAAGGCCGAGUAUACUCUCCAGAGAUCAACUACUUCUUGAUGAUUGCUUGUAUAUUGAUUACUGUUGGUUUUAAGGGCGGACCAGAGAUUGGGCAAGCCUAUGGUGUUGCAGUGAUAUGGGUUAUGCUUAUUACAACACAUCUGAUAACAGUGGUCAUGGUCAUAAUAUGGCAAAGUCAUUCUGCAAUAGCUGGGUUAUUUUAUGUUAUCUACACUGCCAUUGAAGGUCUCAUGACGAUAUCACUCCUAUAUAAGAUUGCACAAGGUGGCUGGGUUCCAUUUGCAAUAACCGCAUUUUUCCUUAUAAUUACACUUUCUUGGACCUAUGGGCGAAGCAAGAAGAAUGAAUAUGAAGUGAGUAACUUGAUGGAUAGGCAGGAAUUCAUUAAAACAGUGAAUAUGAGCAACAGAGUACCUGGAAUAUGCAUCUUUUGCACAGACUUGAUGAAUGGCAUCCCACCAAUUGUGCGCCAUUACGUUCAGCACAUGGGUUGUCUCCGCGAACUGAUGGUGUUUGUCACUGUGAGGCAUCUACCAGUGACAUCUGUCCUGCCUGAAGAGCGCUUCCUCUUCGACAGACUAGAGCCUUUUGGUGUUUACAGGUGCAUAGUCCAAUAUGGUUAUAUGGACACCCAGAAUAUGGAGGAUGAUGAGUAUGUUCUAUCAAUCAUUGCAUCCCUCAAAGAAAUAGCUCAAAGUGAUGAUGAGACCAUGAUGAUGGAUUCAGCUUUAGCAAAUGGAACGACCUUUGUACUUGGAAGGGUUAUUUUAAAAAUGAGUUCCAAGCAAAACUGUUUCAAGCGCUUUGUUAUUAACAACCUCUACAGGUUCCUCCAGAAGAACUUCAGGUCCAACAUUUCCAGUCUAAAGAUAGCUCCUAGUAAAACCUUGCAGAUUGGGAUGCAAUAUGAGAUUUGA